Alternaria burnsii is the source of this 2799-nucleotide messenger RNA. RefSeq names its product peroxisomal membrane protein. NCBI's taxonomy places the organism in Eukaryota, Fungi, Ascomycota, Dothideomycetes, Pleosporales, Pleosporaceae. The coding region runs from base 1 to 2799 and encodes 932 amino acids. Gene Ontology annotation, biological process: protein import into peroxisome membrane. Gene Ontology annotation, cellular component: peroxisomal membrane. The record is from RefSeq and is a predicted model, not a curated record. Gene Ontology annotation, molecular function: protein-macromolecule adaptor activity; glycosyltransferase activity. The transcript has 5 exons.
AUGAUACAAGGAACGCGUCGCUGGCUCAGGCGCAACCGCACAAACUUCGCAAUCGGCGCCGGAGUGCUCGGCGCCGGCUAUCUGGCGGGGCAGUAUGUGCUGGGCAAGCUCGGGGAGGCGAGGCAGCGCAUGAGCGAUGAUCGCAUCGCGAAAGAGAAUCUCCGCCGCCGCUUCGAACAGAACCAGGAAGACUGCACCUUCACCGUCCUCGCCAUCCUACCGACCGCGACCGAGAACAUACUCGAUGCCAUCCCCGUGGAGCAAGUGCUGGAAGAGCUACAGAGACAAAAGGCAGAGCGCCUGUCACGUAGCGUCGGGCCCAGCGAGAUUGCGAGUACAGCGCCUCCGAGUGUAGCCGACACGACCGAGGAUGACGCAAGAAGCUCGAGUCUGCAGACGGACAGCUUCAUCCAUGCCAGCCAAAUCGCUACAGAGGGCGAUAGCAAUACGGGACCAGCCGAGGGCAGUCCAGAGCCCCGAGAGGACAGGAGGUCCAAGAAGAGCAAAGCACAGCUAUGGAGUGAGAUGAAGAUUAGUUCAAUAACGCGAGCCUUCACCCUCGUCUACACCCUGUCUCUCCUUACGCUUCUCACUCGCAUUCAACUGAACCUCCUCGGCCGUCGAAACUACCUCGCAUCCGUCGUGUCCCUGGCCGCACCGCAGCCGACCACUGAAGGCUCAAGGAUCAACCUAGAAAACAACGACGACGACAACUUCGAGCAGGCGUACGGCAAUGAUUUCGAGACGAACCGCAGGUACCUUAGUUUGAGCUGGUGGCUGCUACACAAGGGAUGCAUAGAUCUUAUUGAGAAAGUGAGGGUCGCAGUCAAGGACGUCUUCGGCCUUGUGAACCCAAGAGAAGAGAUGACCUUGGAAAGGCUGUCUGAACUUACACUGGAAGUACGCAAGAGAGUCGAAGGUGCGACCGAGGAAGAGCGAAGAACAUGCAAGUGGCUCGCUUUCCUACUUCCACCGCAAGACCAGGAAGACUAUGUCCUUCAAGAGUCCGGCAUGACCUCAUCAUCUGAGUCGACAUCCCCCACAACAACCGCCUCUCUUCGUCGCCUUAUCGAUGAAACCUCCGACCUCAUCGAAUCGCCUGCCUUUGCCCAUGUCCUUACACAGCUCCUCGAUGCGGCCUUCUCCCACCUCGUCGAUGUCAAGAUCUCGCAACUCUCAUACAAGAUCCCGCCUGUCUCUGAUAGCAACGCUCGUGUGCAGGAGAUUGUUGGCCACGACGUCAAGGCCAAGGUCGCCAACAGUCUAGCGGUGUUCUGCAGACAGGCGCAUAGUAUCGGAAGCGGAGCGAACAACGAGUAUCUAGCUGCUAUCGAAGCUGUUGGUGGUCUGGAGGCAUUCGCUGCUGUGGUCUACUCUAGCAACUUCGAGUACGAAAGCCCAGAGGCUGCUGCCUUGGACCGUCCCGCUCCUGUACAAUUGACGAAGCCAAGCGUGGUGCCUGAAGUUGCAGCUUUGCAAGAUGUACAGCAGAGCCCAUCGGUACUCAUAAUGGCGGACCAACAGGGAAAAGAUGCAUAUGUAACUCUCCUCACUCGACCCAGUUAUCUCGCCGGCGCAAUCCUCCUAGCCUAUACACUCAACAAGCAUUCACCAAACACACCCCUCAUCAUAACCUACACGCCUGAAACACUCCCAGAGGCCUCAGUCAACGCCUUCAAAGCCGAAGCUAGACAUUCCAACAUCGUCCUCCACCCCGUAGAACACCUCCGCCUUCCUGAAGAUGGAACAGAACACGGCAUGGUCGCCGAGCGCUUCAUCGAUACAUGGACCAAACUGCGCGUCUUCGACCUUUGGGACAUGCCUCAGAAAUUUGAACGAAUCUGCUGGCUAGACGCCGACAUGAUGAUCUUCUCCAACCCCUCGCCCCUAAUCUUCAACAAGCAAAACGACGCCUACCUGCAAGGUGGCGACGGAAUGCGAACCAUGGCCGUACACACCUGUGUCUGCAACCUCGACCAUGACUCCUGGGCCCCUGCUGAAUGGAACCCGGAGAACUGCGCCAUGGCUAAACUCACAGCCCCGGAACAACUCGCUCAAGUGCGACCAGAACCUUACACGCUGUCCAACUUCAACUCGGGGACUUUUCUCUAUCGCCCUAGCAAAGCUCUAGCUGAGUUUGUCCUCCAGAAGUUUCAGGAAAUUGGCAACACUAGACUCCGCGCUAUGAAGUUCCCUGAUCAGGAUUUCUUAAACGAGGCUUUUGAUGGCCGCUGGAGUACUUUGUCCUGGAAAACGAAUGCAUUGAAGACGUGGAGAUAUUGGCAUACUAAUAUAUGGGUCGACGAUCAGGUCGCUGUGCUGCAUUACAUUGUGGAUAAGCCAUGGGCUGCGCGUGUAAAGGAAGAUGGCACGGCAGGGUACCUAGGAAAAGACGGAGAGACGCAUCGCUGGUGGUGGGACGAGUAUGCAAACUGGUCUAGCGAGCGUGAGAAGCAGGGAGAGAAGGAGUUGUUGGAUAUCGUGGGGAAGUAUGCUGCAAGGGAAGAUGGCCAGGAGAACGAGGAGAUGAGGGCUAUUGGGGGUGGGGCGCAGGACUUUGCGAAGAAGUGGCCUGCUAAGGAGGGAGAGGCAAAGGAGGGUGGUGGUGGUGGUGGUGCGAAUGAACCGAAGUUGACAGAGGAGGCUCAAGAGCAGGCUGACGCGUUUGGUCAGGGACCGAAUGGCCCUGUGCUGAGGAAACCUAUGUUGGGUGAGAGGGGCCAUGGGCCGGUUGUAAGGGGUGGAAGAGGAAUUGGCGGGAGGAGAGGCGGCGAGGGGUGGAGCGUUAUGCAGGAUUGA